Molecule: messenger RNA, 3396 nt
Organism: Brettanomyces bruxellensis
Lineage: Eukaryota; Fungi; Ascomycota; Pichiomycetes; Pichiales; Pichiaceae
Exons: 1
Coding region: 1-3396 (1131 amino acids)
Cellular component (GO): Sin3-type complex
Source: RefSeq, a predicted model, not a curated record
AUGUCAGAUCCGAAGCAACUAGCAGAAAAGACGAUAAAGACAACUGGGAAGAAAGCAGAAGAUAUAGGUGAGAAGGAUAAGGAUGAGAAGAAUGAGAAAUAUGAUGAGAAUGAUAAAUUAGAGGAUGGAUUACAUGGAGGUGAAAGAGAAAAUGAAGGUAAAUUGUAUGGAACUUCACUGCAUGAAAAGCUACAACAUCGAGAUAAAUUGCAUGGAAAACCAACGCAGUUUGGGGAUAAAUUAGAGCGUGGAGAUAAAGCAUUUGAUGGAUAUGAAUUACAGGGGGAUAAUUUGGAUGAAGUGGAUGAUAGAUUGCAGCAUGAUUUGCAGUAUGAUAAUUUAGGUCAUGAUAAAUUGCAGUAUAGUGAUAAAUUACAGAAUGAUAAGCCACAGGAUGAAUUAUCACGCGGUGAUAAAUCGCAUAGUAAUAAAUUUCAUAGUGACAAACAACAGAAUGAAUUGCAUAGUGACAAGCAACAGAAUGAAUUGCAGUAUGGUAAUAAAUUGCAGUAUGGUGAUAAAUUACAGAAUGAGUUUCAGAAUGAAUUGCAAUACAGUAAUAAAUUGCAGUAUAGUGAUAAAUUACAGCAUAGAAAUGGACCACAAUAUGAAUUGCAUAGUGACAAGAUGCUGUAUAGUGGUAGCCCACGGAAUGAAUUGCAUAGUGAUAAAAUGCAGAAUGAAUCGCAUAGUGAUAGACUACAGAAUGAAAUUCAGAAUCAAUCGCAAUACAGUAAUUUGGAUAAUCAAUCGCAUGGUGAUAAAUUUCAGAAUCAAUCACAUAGUGAUAAAUUGCAGAAUGAGCCCCAUAGUGAUACAUUACAGAAUGAAUUACAGACUGAUUCGCAUAGUGAUAAAUUGCAGACUGAUUCACAUAGUAUUAAACAACCCUCCUCCCUACAAUUCGUCUUCCCCGAUAUGGUGGCAUUCGACCGGGUGAGGCGGCGAUGCCAGCACUGGCUGGACGGGGUGGCGGUGCAGCGGAUCGAGCUGCAGGGCUUUGAGUCGUACCUGGUGGAGCAGUGGGUGUACGAGCGGUCAGCCCGGAAUUCCAUCGUGAUCUACACGGGCGACCCGGCAGACCGCGUGUGUGCGUACCGCGUGGAGGUUGUGUGCGACGAGGCAGCUUGGCCGGGGCCCCUCCGGGCAUACAUCGGGGACUUGGGCGGCUCCCGGCACACUUUCCCCACUCUGAGCGACUACGGCACGGUGUUUGUGACAAACGUGAGCCAGCUGGAUGCGUCUCUCACGCUGGUGCCGAUUCCGGGCGGCGACAUCAAGAAAAUCUACAAGUGCUACGUGCAAAACCACGACUUGAAGCAUUUGGGAUGCGGAACACGGGCAGCAACGGCGAUCGGGAGCCCCGGGAAGCCCGCGGAGGACAAGUUCCGGGCGGCGUACCACGUGCCGGCCGGGGUGGCGGUGCGGUACGCGGUGCGUGAGCUGGUGUGCGUGGUGCAGACGUUCCUGUACUACUACGGGGUGCUGCCGGCGGCGUGGUGCGACGGGCUGUGCUGCCGGGGCACGGAGGCCGGGCUCACGCGGUGGUGGCGCCUGGUGGCGGACAUCCCGCCGUGCAGCGGGCUGCUCAGCCGCCGGCCACCGGGCUGCACGGCCCCCGUGCGGUUCCUCAGCGUUAUCGGGCUCACCUUGUUCAUUCGCACGCUGCUUGCCCUUGGUGGCAGCAGCUUUAUGGCCCCCAAGGACCCGCUGGACGUCCAGGGCUUCCGGGUGUCCGUGCUGCUGUUCCAGCGGGCCCAGAAACUGCACCGCACGCGGGAGAACGAGGGCUACCUGGACCGCGAGACCAUCACGCGGCUUUUCGCCUGGGUCCAGACCGUCAAGACGGGGCAGAACUUCGCCAAGGACUUGUCCAAGGUCAAGACACUCGUCAAGAACACCGUGCUGGACUUGACGUCGGUCCGGGCGCUCCAGGUGCUCGCCGGGGUGCCUGCAGACGCCGCCGACUCCCCCAGUUCACCACCAGGGUCCGACCAGGCUCCCCCGGUAGCCGACUGCCAGGACUACCGCCAGAUCCGCCUGCUCUGUGCCGGGCCCCGCCUCCUGUACCUCUUCUUCGCCAAGGGCCGGCCCGCCAACCUCGACCGCGACUGCCUCGCUGCCCGGUACCACCGGGCCAGCCUUGCCGUCGCCAGCCUCGCCUCAGCCUCCCACCGGGCCGCCUCCCCGGGCCGUGGCCGCCACCACGACACCUCCCGGGCCACCAUCCUGAAGUAUGCGUGGAAUUCGGAUGAGAUGGGGUAUCCUGGGGGGAGUCAGGUGAGUGGUAAUUUGUCAAAUCAGUCAUAUUCAGAUCAAGUGAAUGGAGGUCUGUCAUAUGGAAAGCCCUCAAGUCAGUUAUAUUCAAGUCAGUUAUAUUCAAGUCAGUCAUAUUCAAAUCAGCCAAAUCAACCUUAUCCAAAUCAACCAAAUCAACCUUAUUCCAACCAGCCUUAUCCAAAUCAACCAAAUCAACUCAAUGCUCCUUCCCACCCAAAUUUCUCAUGCACUGCAGCCAGAUUUAACGCCCGCCUCCGGCGAAGAACAAGCGUCCCGUUUAUCGCCCGCGAGGCCGGCGUGUUCGCCACCGAGCUGCAGGCUGCCGACUCCCCGGCCCCCGGUGGGCCACCGGGCACCCACGCCGUGCCCUGGUGCGGCUACCGGGCACCCCCGCCCGCCUCUAGAAAAAGAGCCCUGUCUUUCGCGGCCGUCGACCAGGCCCUCGAAACAGCCGGCACAGACUGCUUCGAUGUCUCCGGCCCGGGCUUCCCGGGCUCCCUGGUAACCGAGGAGUGGCUUGCCGCCCAGUACAUCGCCCUUUUGCACUUUUUCAGGCUCGGCAUCGUCCGGCUGUCGGCCGAUCUCCGCGGGCAGACCGACGGCUACCGGGCAAACGUCUACCGGGGCAUCCGCCUGGACACGGUGCUCGCCCGGUACCAGAACUCCCGGGCAGACUGCUCCAAGGCCGCCGCAAAGUACAGGGAGCUCCGCCAGAAGUUGAGGACCAGCUACAAGAUAAGUGCCCGGCUCAAGUACGAGGUCCACUUGUUGCUCCAGAAAACUAAGGAGGUCGAGACCAACCUCAGGUCCUUGGACGAUUUCAAGAUUGCUAACUUGCAGUCGCGGAUCGCCAAAUGCCGCAAAUGCCUCCACGUGCAGCAGUUUGCAGCCCAAUGCCCCCGCAACGAGCCUCCGGAGGCCGUCUUGUCCUGGCGGGCCCUGCUCAGGCGGCCCUACCUCCUCCUGUACGUUGUUUUCUGCUACAUCUGGUGUCUCUGGACCGUCUACUUCGGCACAGAUCCCCGCUUCCACGCCCAGCCCCAGUCCGAUGUCUUCAAGACGCUUUUCUGCCGUGUCUACUACGGAUCAGAGGCCAAGCCGGCCAAGCGCGAAUGA